Glarea lozoyensis ATCC 20868 is the source of this 327-nucleotide messenger RNA. RefSeq lists its product as uncharacterized. The transcript has a single exon. The record is from RefSeq and is a predicted model, not a curated record. Bases 1 to 327 code for a protein of 108 amino acids. Lineage: Eukaryota; Fungi; Ascomycota; Leotiomycetes; Helotiales; Helotiaceae.
AUGACACCACCCGCUGAGCUACCGUCGUCGAAUGGUUCCUCGGAAGAGCGGUAUUUCGUCCUGCAAGCAUCAUACCAAUCCCCGACCAACGAAGCAUUCACACAUGCACAAAAUAUCCCCGCGCCGGCCUCAGAAGCUAUCGACGAGAAGACCACUUACCUGAGCGCCUUGCGCAAAGCAACGACUGAUCUACAAGAGCGAAUAAACAAAGACCUCACGGCGCGCAUGGAGGAGGACAAGGCACGAGAAGGAGAGGCUACGAAAUCAAAGGUAGACGAGGCAAAGGAAGAGGACAAUUACGGAGAAGAAGUGGUAGAAGAAGAGUGA